UAUUCAUCUCAAAUUUCCCGCCGAGUGCACCGUGUGCUGACACAUGAGCAGAGGCAGCCGAGAGAUAGAGCGGAGGCUCCUCCGCCUCCUCCACGGCCGCGACACCCGCACCCACCUUACCGAGAUCCACGGCCAUCUUCUUCGCCACCAGCUCCACCACUCCAACCAGCUUCUCUCCCACUUCAUCUCCAUAUGUAGCUCCCUCAGCAAAAUGCCUUACGCCCAACGUAUAUUCUUGCAGGCUGCCAACCCUAACAUCUUCCUCUUUAACUCCAUGAUAAAGGGCUAUUCCCUUUGUGGGCCCUUCGAAAACUCGUUUUGUAUGUUUUCCGUCAUGAAAAAGCGCGGGAUUUGGCCGGAUGAAUUCACCUUUGCACCUUUACUCAAGGCGUGCGCCAAUUUCGGAGAUUUAAAAUUGGGUCGUGGGGUACAUAAAGAAGUUCUGGUUCUUGGAUUUGCGAGAUUUGGAUCGAUUAGGAUUGGGAUUGUGGAGUUGUACGUGAACUGUGAGAGAAUGGUGGAGGCCAAAAGGGUGUUCGACAAAAUGUCUCACAGGGAUGUGAUUGUUUGGAAUUUGAUGAUUCGUGGGUAUUGCAAAAGUGGGAAUGUGGAAAUGGGGUUGCGCUUGUUUAGACAAAUGAGUGAGAGGAGUGUUGUUUCUUGGAAUACAAUGAUUUCAUGUCUGGCACAGAGUGGGAGGGAUAUUGAAGCUUUGGAGAUUUUUCGUGAAAUGUUGUGUGAGGGGCUUGAGCCUGACGAGGCCACAGUUGUGACAAUGUUGCCAGUGUGUGCUCAUUUGGGUGAAAUUAACAUUGGGAGAUGGGUUCAUUCUUAUGUUGAGUCGAGUGGCCUCUAUAAUGAUUUUGUUUCGGUGGGCAAUGCACUAAUGGAUUUUUACUGCAAGACUGCGGAAUUGGAGAAAGCUUUUGAGGUUUUCAAGGAUAUGCCUAGGAAAAAUGUGGUUUCUUGGAAUGCAAUGAUCUCGGGAUUGGCUUUCAAUGGAAAAGGUGAACUUGGGGUAGAAAUGUUUGAGGAGAUGACGAAUCAUGAAGGUACAAGUCCUAAUGAUGCAACUUUGGUGGCAGUUUUAGCAUGCUGUGUCCAUGCAGGUUUGGUGCAAAGAGGCCGAGAUUUCUUUGCUUCCAUGGCAAAACAUUAUCAUAUAAAACCCAAACUGGAGCACUAUGGAUGCAUGGUCGAUCUUCUUAGCCGUAGUGGUUGUGUGAAGGAGGCUUAUGAUUUGAUACGGAUCAUGCCUAUGAAGCCAAAUGCUGCCAUAUGGGGUGCAUUGCUCAGUGCUUGUCGCACUUACGGUGACAUGGAGCUUGUGGAGCAUGCAGUUAAGGAGCUAAUCAAUCUUGAACCUCAGAAUUCAGGCCAUUAUGUGUUGUUAUCCAAUAUUUAUGCUGAGAGGGGUAAUUGGAGUGGUGUUGAGGAGGUAAGAAUAUUGAUGAAAGAAAGCCGUGUUAAUAAAACAAUGGGGCAGAGCAUAGUUGGAUAACUAUAUUGGGGGGGUUGAAGUCCAUGGUUUUGCUGGAUACACCCUCCUAAGUCACCAAGUCAGGAACCCUUUCAUCUGUAGUGGCCUCCAAACAGAAUUUACUAAUGAGAAGUGUGAUGCAUUUGAAAACAAUGUCCCAAUUUUCUUAAAAUUUGAUCUUUAUGGCGGGAUAAAUGGGACAAGCGAGAAUAUUGCACUAAAAAAGUAGCAUGCAAUAAUAUGUCUUGGAUUCUUUGACCUGUCUUUGAUGCUUCCUCAGCAAAGUCUCUCAGAAAACAUGAAAGGAUAUCAGAUGCAGGAAAGGACAGUUUCAUGCAUAUGGUUGGUGAUCAAUAUAAGCAUUAGUGCAGUGAAGAAAAUGUAAUAUAUCUUGGCCUCUUGACUCGUGAUCGGAGAUAAAACAAUCAAAUUCGUCAAUCUUAAAUUUCUCUUAUUCUGUUUCACAGAAUGCUAGCAUCCCUUGUGUCAAGGACCGCAGCCUUACUUAGCCCAUUGACACAAUCGCAGCCGCAGUUUGCGCAACUUCGGCCGUACAUUGUAAAUAUUAUUUCAA
Olea europaea var. sylvestris is the source of this 2054-nucleotide messenger RNA. RefSeq names its product pentatricopeptide repeat-containing protein At1g09190. The transcript has a single exon. The record is from RefSeq and is a predicted model, not a curated record. Gene Ontology annotation, biological process: RNA modification. NCBI's taxonomy places the organism in Eukaryota, Viridiplantae, Streptophyta, Magnoliopsida, Lamiales, Oleaceae. Gene Ontology annotation, molecular function: RNA binding; protein binding. Bases 44 to 1501 code for a protein of 485 amino acids.